AUGACAACAGUGGCCUCACAUUCUGCAAAGACUGGCCCCGGCCAGCAAGCACCCCUCCCCCUCAUCCCUGACGAGCUACACUCCGCGUCGCACCAUAAUCUCACCUCCCCACUGGAGCGCCGAGGCACCCGGACCACGCAGUCGACCCCGAUGCACAGCCGUGAGUCUUCGGGGGUCCGGGGCAGAGCAGCAGAUUCCUCUGCACUACCCCCCACCUUACAACCCCGGCGUGGCCACUCUGGAUCCAAAAGCCCCGACGUCGCGCGUCCUCCAGCUGGAUAUGACAUGGGACUGGAAAGGCGACCGUCCAACUCCUACGGCCACCAUCGCCAAACUUCGAUCGUGCAUGGCAUGCAGCAUUCACGCAACCCAAGCAUGGCUGGCUCGAAUACCUCAGCAAGCCCUCUGAGCCCUGAAUUGAUCGCCUCCCUCGGCCGUGGGGGCUCCUUUGACGAAGGAAAUCGGCCGGACCUGGUCGAUGCCCACCCAACCUAUCAAGCAUCCGCCGGGAUGACGUUGAGCCAUCAUUUGAGUACGAUCCAGGACAAUGACACAGAGGAAGCCAUGGUCGGCAAUCCGGCGAGCGUGGCUCACCGACGCAUUCACUCGGGAGGCAAAGACAAGCGCAAUCGAUCCCACAGCCGCUCGCACUCGAAGCACCAUUCCGAAUCCAAAACGGUCGGCGAGUACGCGCUCCAUCACCUGUUCAACUCGUUUGUCGGUCAAGCCGACAGCAAAAUCAACCAGGCCAUCAUGAAGCUGGGUGAGUCCGAUGCUCCGGUGGAGGAGGUUUGUGGCCCUGGAGCAGACCCGACGUUUGACCAGUUGAUCUCGGCCCUUGGACAUAUCGCUCGCCAGAAGCCAAAGCCCUUGAUCGAUACCAUCAUGUUUUGGCGGAAGGCCAAGGGAGAUGCUGCCAUCACGGCGAGACAGAUUACGAACGACCAAUCCAAGCCAACUGCCACAGAAAACGGGUUGAUUCGCCGCAACACCGAACCGACCCAGGUCCCCGGAGAUCAUAAUUCGACAGCGGACCGUGCGCAGCAAUCCACACCCUUCCUUGCGCGUCACGAUGAUAUCGCGCUGGUGGAGAGACGGGCGACGGUUUCUGUCUAUCUGGUCUGUCGUGUUUUGAUCGAGAUUUUCAACCAGAGUAGCCUGGCUUCGAUCACGCUGGAUAUGGCCGAUCGCCUGGAAGAUAUUGUCUUUGGCCAGCUCAAGACGGUCGAUCCCGAACAGAUUUCAGCAUCACCACUUCGGAUGGCCAAUUGGAGGAUCUACGGCCAGCUCUUGGGCAUCAUGAGCGAGGGAAAUUUCUCCAGCGUCACCAACCGCUUCAUGGCCGAGCUCGAACGCUUCCAAAAGGACGAGACGGUUCGAGGACCAUCACGAGAAGGAGAGGCCAAGGCGGAGCUGCUGAUUCUGGGGAUGAGGUAUCUACGGAUUCCGACAGGCCCCGAAGGAUGGAGUCGAACGUGCGAUUUCAUGAGGGCGUUGGCACGCUUGUUCGUCAAUGCCCACGGGCAACGCAUCAAACAAGCAUACUGCUAUCUGAUCGAGAAACUCCUCCUUCCCGUGGCGGCUAACCCGAACUGUGACCUUUCGCUCCCUCGAUGGAAGGAAUUCAUCGACCUAGUCCAACCACGGUUGGCACAGUUGUUGACCAAGCCUCGCCACUGGGCUUCGGCGUUCUCUUUGCAUGUCCUCAUACUCUGUAUCUCGGCCAAAGAGACAUUUACCUCCCAGUGGCUUUCAACGAUCCAAAGCUUGCCACCGCGCCUGAAAGAUCGUCCCACACGUGGACCGGCACUGCAUGCCGUCUGCCGUUUGGUUUGGACAUAUUUCUUCCGCUAUUCCGAUUCCCCAAAUACCACGCUUCGCAGAGUCGAGGAAGUGGCGAAGAUCGUGUUGCCCACCGGACGAAGGACAUACUUGAGCACCGAGCCUGCUGUUGCCGACCCGUUGAUCCAGCUGAUUCGAAUGAUUGGGUUCAAGCAUCCUGAUGUUUGCUUCCGGAGCAUCAUCUUCCCUCUGAUCAACUCGGAUCUGUUUUUAUCUGGCCGGGAAUUGAAGAUUGAACAAAUGGAGCCGGAGAAAAUGGUCAUUGGCAUCCGUGCCUUCCUCGCGAUUAUGUCAGACCUGGAGAAUGGUGACCAGCUCUGCCCUCCAAUCCUAACUGGAUCAGUUCCGAAUCCCUUCACGGAUGCUUCAGCUCCCAUUAACUUCCACCGGCCACAUUUGCUCGUUGAACCCAAGGCGGCGAGCGCUACCGAACAGCCCGACCCUUUGUCAUGGCAACCAGUCAACACCGCAAGGCUCAGCGACAACGUGAGAGAAUACUACGUCCGGUUCUGUGAGGUGCUGGGCAAAAUUACCCUCUUGUGUGACAACGCGUUUGGAGGCCAGGCUGCCCUGGAUGAGAAAUUUGGCGGAACUACCCCCAAGACUCCCAUCUCGGAAGCAUUCGGCUUUGGGCGACGCGAUGACCAUAUCACCACCUUGGACCAAAAGCAAGGAUUCUACGACCUGAUGCAUGUGGCUGUUCAAGCCCUUCCCCGCUGCCUCUCCGACCAUAUUCCCUUCAACUCUCUCAUCAACCUUCUUUGCACGGGAACGGCCCAUGUUCAGUCAAACAUUGCUACAUCUUCAGCGGAGUCGCUCAAAGCCAUUGCGCGGCAGUCACAUGCCCAGCAAGUCACAAUUGGGUUUGCACGAUUCAUCUUCAACUUUGAUGCCCGGUAUUCCACCAUGUCUGAUGAAGGAAUGCUGGGGCCGGGUCAUAUUGAAUCCACAUUACGACUUUAUGUCGAGUUGCUUGGGAUCUGGAUCGAUGAGAUCAAGCAGAAAACGAAGGGUGCCGCCUUUGAACAACCCGAAAUGUCUGUUUCGGGAAACCGUGCUCUGCAUCUUGACCUGUCCAGCGUCCUUGCCCAUGUUGAGGAGAUUGAGUCGCAUGGCCUGUUUUUCCUAUGCUCACAGUCCCGAAGAGUUCGGGCGUUUGCUAUCAACGUUCUUCGUCUGAUCACCGAGUUCGACAACGCGCUGGGCAAGGAGAACACCAGAAUCAUCCGAAUUCUCGAAGCUGACUCCCAGCAAAUUCUGGACGUCAACGACGAGCAACUCACCGUUGCGGAGCGCAGUCGAAUUCAAAAGGGUAAGAGGAGGAGUGCUUCUAAUAACACUCUGAUCGAACUAUGCAGCAGUGAGGUUUCCUACGACUCUACGCUGUGGGCCAAAGUGUUCCCCAAUAUCAUCCGAGUCAGCUUUGAUACCUGCCCCUUUGCUGUGACAUUGGGAAGGGAAAUUGUGUGUGCACGACUUGUUCAGAUGCACAAGACCAUUACUUCGUUGGCAGAGAGCACCAGAUUUCCGCCGUACAACACUGCGGAGGGAUACCAGAGCCGCCCCUUGGGCAGAAGCAAUAUGACUGCGGAGAUUCUGAUCGAGCAGUGGAAGCUCUAUCUGGUCAUGGCAUGUACCACCGUUACCAGUGUGGGUGCUCAAUCCCAGAGCCAGUUGGCAAACGCUCAGCAUGCACGCAAAACCUCUAAGGGUGCCCACCAGUCUCAGGACAAGAUCAGCUCCGCCCGAAGUCUUUUUGCUUUCGUUAUCCCCUUGCUUUCUGCCGAGCGAGACUCCAUCAGAAAUGCGAUCGUUGUGGCCCUGGGGUCGAUCCACAAGAAUCUCUACCGCACUCUUCUGGAAUCCUUGCAGUACGCAGUGACUACCUGCAAUGAGGAGGCCAAGAUUAGAAUUGGCACUCAUUACCGCACUCCUAGCAGUCCUCGACGAAACAGGAAGACCGACCGGCUGCGAACCGAGGUCACCCAUGUCUACAAGCUCACGUCGCACUUCCUCCAAGAACCGGAAGUCUACAACGACGACUGGAUCGUCAACAACCUUGUCACAUAUGCCAAAGACAUCAGGAUUUUCCUCAGUGAUGCCGAGGUCCAGAAUGACUGGGAGUUCCAACGCUUACGGUUCCAUUACUGUGGGCUGAUGGAGGAGCUGUUCGAGGGCAUCAACCGUACCAAGGAUCCAUCUCGCUGGAUGCCCUUCGAGUCUCGCAAAUCUGCGUUCUCUCUGAUGGAGGAUUGGUGUGGCUAUUCUCCGAACCAAGCACAGAUCUCCGAAAGAGAAGAGAACAUGCGCAAGUUUUCCGUGGCUCAGCCACAGGAAAGUGGGGAGACGCGUAACACCGCUGCUGGUAUGGAGAUUGAGAAAAAGAACUUGCGGGCUGCCGCUUUGAGUGCCAUGGCAUCUCUCUGUGCUGGCCCAAUUAGUAUCACAACCGAGAGUGGCUCUGUCCUUCAAUUCGAUGUCGGCCGCAUGCUUUCAUGGAUCGACAUCAUUUUCAACACUGUCAGCGACAAGUGGCACUCGAUCGGUCGACGGGCCCUUAAGAACUUGAUCAUUCAUAACAAGGAACACACCUACCUGAUGGAGCGAUCAAUCGAGAUGUGCUAUGUCACGGAACGACCGAAGGCCCUGGAGAGCUACUUCGAGGUGGUGACUGAGGUACUCAUUGAGCAUCCAGAUUACAACCUGCGAUUCUGGCGAAUUUUGGGAGCCGUCUUGGUGACUCUCGGCAAUCAAAAGCGUGAGAUUCGCAUGAAGUCUGCUAAGCUCCUCCGGAGACUCGAGGAACGCCAGCAGAAGAGCUCCAGGAUUCAAGACUUUGAUAUCAGCAUUUCCGACAAAACUACGGCGGUGUACAAGCUCGCUCAGUUCGAGACCUCCAAGCGACUGGCAAAGCAACAUGCAGAUCUGGCAUUUACGCUCUUCUCCGAGUUCUCACUGCACUUCCGAAACCUUCGACCAGACAGCCAGCGGAAUAUGGUUGCCGCUAUUCUGCCCUGGGUCCAAACCAUGGAGCUGCAGGUCGAUUCGAAUGGAGGACCAACGGCCAAGUCGUACAUGCUUCUUGCGAAUCUCUUUGAAAUUACCAUUCGCUGCAGUACUAUCCUGCCGAACCAAGUGCAAGCAUUGUGGCAAGCCCUGGCGACCGGCCCCCACGGUGGGAACGUACAACUGGUUCUCGACUUCAUUAUCAGCCUGUGCCUGGAGCGCAAGGAACAGAACUUUGUGGAGUACGCCAAGCAAAUUGUGGUCUUCCUGUCAGGCACUCCCGCCGGGUCGAAGGUCAUUGAGUUCUUUCUGAUGCAGGUCAUGCCCAAGAAUAUGGUGCAAGAGCGCAAAGAUAUCACCCUUGCUCCUCCAGACACCAAGACUCUUCCUUAUGUUGCGGACCUAGGCACGGUGCUCCCCGUUGGAAACAAAUCAGCAGGUCUUUCCCUUGGUCAGGUAGCUCUCAUAUUCCUGGUGGAUCUCAUGGUUGCUCCCGUUACCCUUGCCCUCAACGAUGUGGUCAAACUUGUUCACGUCGUCCUCAUCCUUUGGGAUCACUACACCGUCACAGUGCAGGAGCAGUCUCGUGAGAUGCUGGUCCACCUGAUCCACGAACUGGUCGCAGCAAAGCUUGAGGAUGAUGCCCCCACAGACGCCCGGCAAUCCAUCGAGGAUUUCGUCGAGUCAAUCCGAAAAAGCGACCCCGGCGUUGUUUGGGAGUAUGAAGAGAACCAUGGCAAGGAGGAGGAGGAGGACGAGGACCGAAGUGUGCCCAGCGCCAUGGCAGCAGUUUCCCGGAUGGUGGUCCAGUUCUUCGGCUUUGCCUACGAGGGCUUCGGCGACCUGUGGGCGAAAGAGGCUUUGAAUUGGGCCACCUCGUGUCCCGUGCGCCAUCUCGCCUGCCGCUCAUUUCAGAUCUUCCGCUGCAUCUCAACUUCGUUGGAUUCACGCAUGUUGGCCGAUAUGCUUGCUCGACUUUCGAACACGAUCGCUGACGAGGAGUCGGACUACCAGACGUUCUCAAUGGAGAUUCUCACUACGUUGAAGAUCAUUAUCAGCUCCCUGUCACCGUCGGAUCUGUUGCACUACCCUCAACUAUUCUGGACGACCUGUGCUUGUCUGAACACGAUUCACGAAACUGAGUUCAUUGAAAGUAUUGGCAUGCUCGAAAAAUUCUUGGACCGGGUCGACCUGAGCGACCCCGUCGUGGUGACGCAGCUAAUGGAGAGCCAACCGCCCAAGUGGGAGGGCGGAUUCGAUGGUCUCCAGGACUUGGUUUUCAAGGGUCUCAAGUCCUCCGAGUCUUUCAACCGCACAUUGGACCUUCUUCAUGGUCUAAGUGGGCUUCCGAACAACGAACUCAUCGGAGACGGGACUCGGCAAUUGUUCACUGUACUGUCCAACCUUCCCCAUUUUCUGCAGUGUUUCGAGCAGGACUUCAGUGACCCCAAGCCUAUUAUGCGGGCUAGCCUCCUGGCCCGCGUGGCGGAGAAUGAAGGGUGUCCUCGCCUUGCGGCGUCCCUGUUUGGGUUCGCGAACCAGCAGUACAAGACGGCCGGCGUCUUUCUGGACCACAUCAUCACCGAGAUCAAGUCGUACUAUUUCCCACAAUUGGAUUUCCAAUGCCUAAUCUUUCUCAUGGGUCUUUUGACCAACUCCACGGAUUGGUUCCGAGUCAAGACGAUGAAGAUCCUCUGUGUCUUGAUCCCCGAGGUGGAUAUGCGCCGUACAGAGGUCACCUGUCAUGGUCCUGAUCUGAUCUCCCCGUUGCUGCGACUUCUCCAGACCGAUCUCUGCCCUCAAGCCCUGGAAGUUUUGGAUCACAUCAUGACCGUCGCUGGCAAUCCGAUGGAGCGCCAUCACCUCCGGAUGAGUAUGGCUUCGGCUACCUCUUCACGGGCUAUCCGUAAAGAGUAUGAGCGGAUUCAAAGCCUGUACGGCAUUCCUGAGCCUACGGGCUGGUCGGUCCCCAUGCCUGCAACCCAGUCCAGCCAAACGCGAAAUAAUGUCCAUGCUGUGUUCUACACUUGUGCCGAGGCCGAUGACAUGAGCGCCGCAGAAACCAUGACACCCGACGUGGAAUUCUUCCGCGCGGACGAAUACAGCGACUCAUUCUUCCCCAUGCGAGCCGAUACCAUGAAGUCGAUUGACACACAGACGGAUGGCAACAUGGGCGAUAUUGUCCAAAAGCUAGAUAGCUUGGACGACUUCUUCGACGAGACAGAGCCGACUGGCCCGGCCCUUCACAACAUUGCUCCUCCCAUGCUCCGUGGGUUCACCGGCACUUACGUGGACACCAAUGCACACCUCUACGACCAGCAGACCGCCCCGAUUCUACGCAAGUCGCUUGCUCGGACGGGCUCCACCUCUUCCUUCCAUAAUGGCCUCGCUGAGUCUCGGCCUCCGAAUUUCCGCUUCGAGAGUUCGCACUCUACCGCGACGGCGCCCUCCAGCUCCUCCACCCAACAAACCAUACACCCUGUCUCCCAUAUCCGGUCUGUGACUUCACCGGCCAACAAUCUCUUCCCUCACGUUCCUACCAUCAACACCAGCACUCCGCUGUUUGGCAUGCACGACUCGGCUUUCAUCUCGGACGACGAGAUCGACGAAGCCCACUCGGAUGUGGACGAACGCCCGGCCACCGCUCGCCGGAUUGCGGCGCAGCACCCUCCCAUGGUCCGCAGCGCGACAGACGGCUCGCACUCGCUGGAGUCGAUGAUCCGCAGCGGCAUGCGUCGACUCACGGGUGGCACGGCGACGAACCGGGAGAAGGAGCGCCAGCGUGAUCUCUUGCGUGUCCAACAGCGCGCGGUUGCGCAGACGGCUAACUCGCCGCGCGUGCCCAAGGUGCCGCAGGAGUAUCUGUCGGGACCAACUAGUCAUCCUACCAGUCCGCGGUAG
Molecule: messenger RNA, 7749 nt
Organism: Penicillium lagena
Lineage: Eukaryota; Fungi; Ascomycota; Eurotiomycetes; Eurotiales; Aspergillaceae
Product: putative cell morphogenesis protein (PAG1)
Exons: 2
Coding region: 1-7749 (2582 amino acids)
Biological process (GO): cell morphogenesis
Cellular component (GO): cell cortex; site of polarized growth
Source: RefSeq, a predicted model, not a curated record